Salvelinus namaycush (lake trout) is the source of this 1127-nucleotide messenger RNA. RefSeq names its product interferon-induced protein 44-like. NCBI's taxonomy places the organism in Eukaryota, Metazoa, Chordata, Actinopteri, Salmoniformes, Salmonidae. The transcript is spliced from 9 exons. Bases 80 to 1033 code for a protein of 317 amino acids. The record is from RefSeq and is a predicted model, not a curated record.
UGGACAUGCAUGACGCAGACACAAAAAAACGAAACUAAAAUAUUAUCAGAGGGGUGUGAAAAGUAGUGUCAAUAUAACCAUGACACUUAUUUGGGACAUCAUUGAAUACUUGAGAAAUCUUAUUCUUUGGAUAACAGGGAUGUGGCUGUUUAAAUCAACUACACCACCUAUGCCUACUGCAGUUUUUGAAAAGGAAUGGAGGAUCACACCCUGGGGUCAGAAAGAGGUAAUACUGCAGAAAUUGAAAGACUAUGUUCCUGGAAACCCUGAUAUUAAGAGUAUCCGAGUCUUGCUCCAUGGACCAGUCGGAGCGGGCAAGUCCAGCCUUAUCAACUUCAUCAACAGUGUCUUUCAGGGUCACAUUACCAGCAUCGCACUAGCUGACAGUGCUAUUGCAGGUGAAAGCUUCACCGUAAAAUACCAAACCCACAAAAUUGAAACAGGGAAACAUGGAAUCUACUACCCCAUCGUCUUCAAUGAUGUCAUGGGUCUGGAGGAAAGCAGUGGCAAAGGUGUGCAUAAGGAUGACAUCAUCAACGCCCUAAAGGGCCAUGUAAAAGAGGGCCACAAGUUUAAUCCCAUGUCACCAUUAUCAGAAAAGGAUCCUGGCUACAUAAAGAUCCCCAGUUCAGAAGACAGAGUUCACUGUCUAGUCAGUGUCAUGCCAGCUGAUAAAAUGGCUUUCUUGAGAGAAAGUGUAAUCCAGAAGAUGAGGGACAUCAGACUAGCUGCCGCCGAUAUGGGGAUUCCCCAAAUGGUUAUUCUCACCAGAGUGGAUGAAGCCUGUCCAUCAGUAAGGAAAGACGUGAAGAACAUCUAUCUGAGCAAGUACAUAAAGGAGAAGAUGGAGCAGUGCAGUGCCAAACUGGGAGUACCAGUGAACUGCAUCCUGCCUGUGAAGAACUACCAUGAGGAAAUUGACUUGAAUGAAGACAUGGAUGUGCUGCUAUUGAGAGCACUGAGGCAGAUGGUGGACUUUGCAGAUGACUUCAUCAAAAAUAUCCCUCUCAAAAUAACCCCAAAAGAGGACUAAUCUAUUGCGGAGGCCGCGGGGAUGUCACGUUCGUUCUCCUCGUCUGAGGAGGAGCAUGGAUCGGACCAAAACGCAGAGUGAUAUGAAUACAUCU